Prosopis cineraria is the source of this 2852-nucleotide messenger RNA. RefSeq lists its product as uncharacterized. The transcript is spliced from 2 exons. The record is from RefSeq and is a predicted model, not a curated record. Lineage: Eukaryota; Viridiplantae; Streptophyta; Magnoliopsida; Fabales; Fabaceae. The coding region runs from base 440 to 2569 and encodes 709 amino acids.
UAAUAAUAAAUCCUAUUUUUCAUUCUUCCAUUUCUGAUCGGCUGUUCACGACGGAAGCUCCUGUUCAUCGCCGCCACUCCGCACGAUUCGGAUCCACUUCCGAGCUCGAAUUUCAAAUCCUUGAAAUCUCAGCUUCAAAAUAUUUUUCCCGUACCUUUACCAUUUUGAAUAUUUCAGUUCGCCCCACAAAAAUUGGCUUGUGUUUCGAAAUUUUUUAGCGCAGUGAGAUUCGCUGUUAGCUCGGGUCAAUUUCGCUCGAGCUUCCAAGUACACGUGGCGAUCUGGCUUUUCCUCAAGCCCAUUACCAGCACCGAUCUCGUUAGUAGACAUUGAAACGAAGUUAGAUGAGAGAAUGGAGUCUUUCACAUUGAUAAACAAGCUGGGUGGGUCAUAGGCUUUUGUUUCAGAAGUUCAGAUCUGAAGUGACUUGGGUUCCUUCAUGGAAGCAAGCAAAGAGGAGGAGGCUCAUAAAGCAAUAGAAAUUGCUGAGCAGCGAUUUGCUCAGAGAGACUUUGCUGGUGCAAAAAAUUAUGCAUUGAAAGCUAAAACCCUAUGUCCAGGAAUGGAGGGUAUAGCUCAAAUGGUGGCAACAUUUGAAGUUUACGUUGCUUCUGAGAUUGAAAAUAAUGCUGAAAGAGAUUAUUAUUCAAUUCUCGGAUUAAAACCUUCAGCUGAUGAAGAUAGCAUCAAGAAACAGUACAGGAAGAUGGCUGUGUUGCUCCACCCAGAUAAGAACAAAUGUGUAGGAGCUGAUGGAGCAUUUAAGCUUGUAUCCGAAGCGUGGACAUGGUUGUCAGAUAAUGCUAAGCGCAGUUCUUAUGAUCUCAAGAGAAAUGCACAACUAUCUGCUGGGGUUAAUCAGACAAAUUUGUCUUCAGUCCAUGCUACAGGAGCUACAGGUUAUACUUAUAAUAAAUGUUCCAAUUAUUCAACCUCCCAUGGUAGGCUUGACACUUUCUGGACAAUUUGCACUUCGUGUAAAGUUCAGUAUGAGUAUCUACGCAAAUAUGUGAAUAAGAGACUUUCAUGCAAAAACUGUCGUGGUACUUUCAUUGCUGUUGAAACUGGGGCACCCCCUGCAAAUGGUUCCUUCCCAUAUGGUCCUUGGUCUUGUACACUGAGUAAUAGUUAUGGAAGCCAUUCGAUUGAUGGAGUUACGUAUGUCCCUACUAGCGCUCCUUAUUUUAAUGGAAAUGGAGUCACUGGAUAUCAUUCUGGACAUGGAUACGAGUAUGUUCCAAAUGUUUCAUUUCAGUGGAGCUCAGCAAGACAUGUCAAUCAAAACGGACCAACUUCAUUACCUGCUGCUGGUUCAGUAUAUCAGGCCAAUGGACAUGCGAAGCGAGGGAGACCAAGAAUUAGAUCAGAAGUCGAUAGGAGUCACCAUGUGGGAGAGACUGUUCUCAAUAUAAAUCCAGAUUUAUCACAUUCUUGUUAUGAUCCGCAGGAAGUUAAUCCCAGUAAGCCUGACAAGAGAAGGAAAGUUGUUGCGGAAGCCGGCUGCAGAAAUAACAUUGAGGAUAAUGACUUGAAAGUUGCUCCAGAAUCAAGAUUGGCCAAUAAAAAUGAAAGCAUUGGGCAUUGCCCUAAGCUUUCCAGUACAAGUGAAGUUCAGUCCAAACAGUCUUCCAUGGAAUUGGUGUUUGACACUAGAAAAGCAUUAAUUGAGAAGGCCAGAAGAGAAAUUAGAAAAAAACUGGAAGAGAUGAAGUUGAAAUCUGAAACGGCUGCUGCAGUUAAGGAGAAAGAAAAAGCAAAAGCUGAAGUCAUUCAAGACAAAAAAGACACAUAUGGACGGCCAAGUCUAAAUUUUUCUGGUCAUCAACUAGAGCAUAGGAAAAGCGGUCCAGUCUCAAUCACUGUCCCAGAUUCUGAUUUUCAUGACUUUGAUAAAGACAGGUCAGAGGAAUGCUUCAAGCCAAAGCAAAUAUGGGCCUUGUAUGAUGAGGAGGACGGAAUGCCUCGAUUGUAUUGUAUCAUCCGGGAGGUCAUUUCUACCAAUCCAUUUAAGAUUCAUAUUAGUUACUUAAGCUCCAAAACUGAUAGUGAGUUUGGCUCAGUGAAUUGGCUAGAUUCAGGUUUUACUAAAUCUUGUGGAAAUUUUAGGGCCUGGAGCUCUGAUAUUGUUGAGCAUGUUAACAUUUUUUCUCAUGCUCUUAGCCGUGAGAAGGCUGGUCGAGGUGGUUGUGUUCGUAUAUAUCCUAGAAUAGGAGAUAUUUGGGCUGUUUACCGAAAUUGGUCGCCAGACUGGAACAGAGGCACCCCAGAUGAAGUGAGGCAUCAGUAUGAAAUGGUGGAGGUUCUUGAUGAAUAUUCUGAGGAGUUUGGGGUUUGUGUGACUCCCCUUGUAAAGUUAGAUGGAUUCAAAACAGUAUAUCAGAGGAAUCCUGACAAAAACGCCAUUAGAUGGAUACCGAGAAGAGAAAUGUUGCGCUUCUCGCACCAAGUGCCGUCGUGGUUCGUCAAGGGAAAAGGAAGCCAUUUGCCAGAAAGGUGCUGGGACCUGGAUCCAGCUGCCACCCCAGAUGGACUUCUUCAUGCUGCAACUGCGGAAGGAAACGGUUUGUAGGCAUUAUUGAGACAAGUAAUUUGAUUAUCACACUUUAGCAUUCUUGGGACAAUAUUUAGAUUUAACUGUACAAUAUGUCACAUUUGGUUAGAGACCAGACCAAAGAGACAUUAACCACGGAUAUUCUUAGAGGAUGAGACUUUAAAACAUGUCUCUAGACUUUAGCAAUUGCUUGUUUACUGAAGUGUCUUGCUGCCAUAGGAACUGUAACUGUUGUGACCCUUCGACACUCCCUGUAACUUUUUAUGGUCAAGAAUUGAAAGUAUGAGUUAAACACGUUUUA